AUGGAUCCCCCCAAAGGACAUCAUCAGCGAACGCAUCGCCCUGAGCAGGCGUUCGCAGAGAUGAAGCAAGACCCUAUUGCUACACCGCAGGCGAUGCCCAAGACCACACAGGAGUUCAAGGAACCUGUCAUCUCGGGAAGGAUCCUUCACCCUCGAACAGGAGAUGCCCCAGUCAAGACACCAGAUGAUGAUCAUGAACAAGCAAAAGAUUCCUUGAUCAAGAUUGACAAACCUGGUCCUGAUAUGGCAACUCGUUUUGAAGACCAGAAGGUCGCUACUGGUGUCAAUCGGAAACAAUCCUCCGAGGAUACCGAUAUUCCCUUGGCCCCUAAAAUCAAUCCCACUGGGCCAUCCAUCAAGGUUGAGAGACCCGAUCCUGAUCUCGCAGCUAGCAUUAUCAAACAGGAUGCCGCUACUGAUGUGAAAGAAGAUCCAUCUUGCGAAGAUACUGAGAUGCCAUUGGCCCCCAAAAUCGAUUCUACUGAGCCAUCCAUCAAGGCUGAGAAACCUGAUCCUGAUUUGGCAGCUGACCUUGAAGACCAAAAGGCAACUACUAGUGUUAAACAUGAUCCACCUUGCGAGGAGGAUACUAAGAUGCUUUUUGCUUCCAAGCUCGAUCCAACUGAGCCAUCGGUCAAGGUUGAGAAGGUUGAUCCUGAUUUAGCAGCUAGCAUUGGGGAACGGAAUUCCGCUACCGGUGUCAAGCAAGAGCCAUCUUGUGAGGAUGCUAAGAUGCCAUUGGCCCCCAAACUCGACCCAAAUGAGCUGACGGCCAAUGUUGACCACUCUGACUCGAAAUGCAGUCUCAGCCCCUUCGAUUCCAAAGAUCUUUUGGAAGAGAAAUGCACUCCGAGCUCCCUUGAUGUUUCAGACAUAAAGCCACAAGGCCAGCUCUGCCUAUUAUGCUUCAAGCAAUGGGGGGGAAACUGA
Molecule: messenger RNA, 930 nt
Organism: Penicillium expansum
Lineage: Eukaryota; Fungi; Ascomycota; Eurotiomycetes; Eurotiales; Aspergillaceae
Exons: 2
Coding region: 1-930 (309 amino acids)
Source: RefSeq, a predicted model, not a curated record